Molecule: messenger RNA, 1875 nt
Organism: Wickerhamiella sorbophila
Lineage: Eukaryota; Fungi; Ascomycota; Dipodascomycetes; Dipodascales; Trichomonascaceae
Product: ATP-dependent RNA helicase DED1
Exons: 1
Coding region: 1-1875 (624 amino acids)
Cellular component (GO): nucleus
Molecular function (GO): ATP binding; RNA helicase activity; RNA binding
Source: RefSeq, a predicted model, not a curated record
AUGACUGACCUUUCGUCGGAAAUGAACAACUUGUCGGUGGGUGACCAGCCCGUUAAGCGGACCUACGUUCCUCCCCACCGUGUUAACAGCGGCUCGAACGUCCCUUCGAACCCGCCACCCCCUCCUGCUCAGCGGAAUUAUGGUUACCGCGAGCACGAGCCUCGUCGCCAGGGGGGCUUUGGUGGCGGAUACGACUCAUACCGCCGCCGGGAUUACGGCGGUGGCUCCCGCAGCUUUGGUGGCAGUGGAGGUGGUUACGGUCGUCGUGACCCUCACACUGCUGCUGCAGGCCGGUUUGUUGAGGGCCAGCACGUUCCUGGCCGGGCCAACCAGCGGUUGGAGCUGGACCUGUUCGGAACAGCAGACGACUCUGCUUUCCAGUCCACUGGUAUCAACUUUGACAACUACGAUGAUAUUCCCGUAAAUGCCACGGGUGAUGAGGUUCCCGAACCUGUUUCCUCGUUUGAGGCACCUCCUCUCGAGAAGCACCUGCUCACCAACAUUGAGCUUGCGCGUUACACAAAGCCCACGCCGGUCCAAAAGUAUUCGAUUCCUAUUGUUGCUGCCAAGCGUGAUCUCAUGGCUUGUGCUCAGACUGGUUCCGGUAAGACUGGUGGUUUCUUGUUCCCCAUUUUGUCCGAGAUGUUCUUGGCCGGACCUUCCACUCCUGCUGACCACCCUGGCGCUGGCAUGGGUCGUCCCAAAGCAUACCCCCAGGCCCUUGUACUUGCUCCCACCCGUGAGCUUGUUAUGCAGAUUUUCGAGGAGGCAAAGAAGUUUGCUUACCGCUCCUGGGUCCGUCCCUGCGUCGUGUACGGUGGUGCCGAUAUUCGUUCGCAGUUGCAAGAGAUCAACCAGGGCUGCGAUCUACUGAUGGCCACCCCUGGUCGUUUGGUUGAUCUGCUUGAGCGUGGUUCCAUCUCGUUGUCCAACAUCAGAUACCUUGUCCUGGACGAGGCUGAUCGUAUGCUUGAUAUGGGUUUCGAGCCCCAAAUCCGCCGUAUUGUCGAGGGCGAGGACAUGCCUGGUGUUGAAGAGCGCCAGACACUGAUGUUCUCGGCUACCUUCCCUCGCGAAAUUCAGAUGCUCGCUGGUGAUUUCCUCAAGAGUUACAUUUUCUUAUCGGUUGGCCGGGUUGGUUCCACCAGCGAGAAUAUUACUCAGCGUAUCGAGUACGUCGAGGAUGAGGAUAAGAAGUCUUACCUGCUUGAUCUGCUGCCCUCUGCCGACACUGGUCUGAUCCUUGUGUUUGUUGAGACCCGUCGGAUGGCCGAUAGCUUGUGUGACUUCUUGCUCAAGCAGAACAUCGCUGCUACUGCUAUUCACGGUGACCGUGACCAGCAGCAGCGUGAGCGGGCCCUCGAGAACUUCCGCAGUGGCCGUACCCCCAUUAUGGUUGCUACUGCUGUUGCCUCUCGUGGUUUGGAUAUCCCCAACGUUACCUUGGUUAUCAACUACGAUAUGCCCAAUGAUAUCGAUGACUACGUCCACCGCAUUGGUCGUACUGGCCGUGCCGGUAACACCGGUAUUGCCACUGCCUUCUUCAACCGCAAGAACAAGGGUGUUGCCCGGGAGCUUAUUGAUAUCCUCAAGGAGGCUAAUCAGGAGGUGCCUCCCUUCCUCGAGGCAGUUGCCCGCGAGUCCUCGUUCGGUCGGGGCGGCGGCGGCGGCGGCGGUCGUGGCCGUGGUGGUCGUGGCGGUGCUAAUCGUGAUUGGCGCCGUGACGGCGGCAGCUCUAACGGCGGUUCUCGUGGCUAUGGCGGAGGCUACAGCGGCGGCAGCGGCAGCGGCGGCGGCAGCGGAGGCUACGGCGGUGGUUACGGCGGCGGCUAUGGCGGAGGCUAUGGCAGCGGCGGCUACGGUGGUGGCUGGUAA